GAGAUCUAUGAUGAUUUACCUCUCUCUUAUAAUAAGUCACAAGCAUCAGUUGUCAAACAAAUUGAGACUAUAACUGAUGAAGUUGUUGCAUCAUCUGAUGACAUGACUUACUUGUCAGAAAGACUGACAAGUGAAUUUUCUCAAUAUGAGAACAAAAUUUGUUCUCUUGAAAACUCAAUUUUGACUUUAACAGAUUAUUUAAAUUCUCGUGUUGAAGUCGAAAUGAAAAAGGAGCUUUUUAACAAUUAUUUAGAACUGAUUCAAAAACAGUUCUUAGAAUUUGUUGAAUCGAUUAAAAUAAAAUAG
Messenger RNA from Cetraspora pellucida, 306 nucleotides. The record is from the annotation of a GenBank genome assembly. Lineage: Eukaryota; Fungi; Glomeromycota; Glomeromycetes; Diversisporales; Gigasporaceae.